This is a messenger RNA of Nelumbo nucifera (sacred lotus), 690 nucleotides long. RefSeq lists its product as uncharacterized. NCBI's taxonomy places the organism in Eukaryota, Viridiplantae, Streptophyta, Magnoliopsida, Proteales, Nelumbonaceae. The record is from RefSeq and is a predicted model, not a curated record.
AUGUCUCAAAUGUUGUUCUUCUUCCUAUCAUCCUUGUUGAUUCUAGCAUCCCUCCAAAGAACACAUGCUGGUGUUCAAUAUGCAGUAAUGAAUAAGGCUGUGGGAACACCAGGUGGGGAUCGAUUUGCUAGAGAGAUCGAUACGCAACUAAGUAUAAGCACAAUGACAUCUGCGUCUGAAUUCAUCUGGAAAACGUUGCAGCAAUCGGAGGCGGAUAGAAAGAAUGUGGAGAAGGUGACCCUGAUUGUAGAGGUGAUGGACGUGGCAUUGGCCUAUGAAUUUAACAAUGAGAUUCAUUUGAGCGAAGACUUCAUUGCCAAGUAUGAGGGAGAUUUGAAGACGAUGUUCAUCGGGAUAAUCUACCAUGAGAUGACACACGUGUGGCAAUGGAAUGGCAAUGGACAAACCCCACCGGGUUUGGUUGAAGGAAUUGGAGAUUAUGUAAGGUUCGCAGCCGGGUAUGCUGCACCACAAUGGGCCAAACCAGGAGAUGGACAAAAGUGGGAUGAAGGCUACAGUGUGACAGCCCGCUUCUUGGAGUAUUGCAACACUCUCUCUAAUGGGUUUGUGGCCAAAUUGAAUGCUAUGAUGAAAACUAAUUACAGUGACCAUUUCUUCGUCGACCUCCUUGGCAAGACUGUAGACCAGCUAUGGAACGACUACAAGUCCAAGUACCAUGGUGCUCUCUAG